CUCGCAUUGCGCCGACCGCUCCUGCAUACUACACGCCUUCACUACACAUUCACGAUGCAAUCCAUACCAGAUGCACGCCAGCAGUCCUUCGAGGAGCUGUACGGACCGCCCGAGAACUUCCUCGAGAUCGAGGUCCGCAAUCCUAUGACACACGGCGUCGGCCGCGGCAUGUACACAACCUACGAGAUCGUAAUGCGCACCAACAUCCCCGCCUUCAAGCUGAAGUCCUCCUCCGUACGCCGGCGCUACAACGAAUUCGAAGCCUUCAGAGACAUCCUCGAGCGCGAGAGUGCGCGCGUUACGAUACCACCGCUGCCGGGCAAGGUCCUGACGAACCGCUUCUCAGACGACGUGAUUGAGCACAGGAGGGAAGGACUGCAGAGGUUCUUGCAGAUAGUUGUUGGACACCCACUGCUCCAGACAGGGAGCAAGGUGCUGGCGGCGUUUGUACAGGAUCCAAACUGGGACCGACAUGCGUGGUAAUCGAGGUGGUGAAAGAAGAAGAGACAAUCGACACUACCACAGUUCUGCGGUACAAUACCGGCAGCAGCUUAAGCUGGGGUGCUGGAGGGAUACUCAACACAUCGAGGCAUUUACAUGCGUUAAGGAGCGAUACGAGCGUUUCGUGGAUAUCAACAAAAUGCAAAUACUUUCA
Macroventuria anomochaeta is the source of this 655-nucleotide messenger RNA. RefSeq names its product Phox-like protein. Gene Ontology annotation, molecular function: phosphatidylinositol-3-phosphate binding. Gene Ontology annotation, biological process: late endosome to Golgi transport; endocytic recycling. The coding region runs from base 55 to 483 and encodes 142 amino acids. The transcript is spliced from 4 exons. The record is from RefSeq and is a predicted model, not a curated record. Gene Ontology annotation, cellular component: retromer complex; early endosome membrane. NCBI's taxonomy places the organism in Eukaryota, Fungi, Ascomycota, Dothideomycetes, Pleosporales, Didymellaceae.